Molecule: messenger RNA, 1326 nt
Organism: Cottoperca gobio
Lineage: Eukaryota; Metazoa; Chordata; Actinopteri; Perciformes; Bovichtidae
Product: protein ZBED8-like
Exons: 1
Coding region: 1-1326 (441 amino acids)
Source: RefSeq, a predicted model, not a curated record
AUGGCACAGAGUAAAAUUAAAUGCCGCCAGUAUUCUGUUGAGUAUCUCAAUUAUGGAUAUGUGCCUUCCCCCACCAAUGCACAACUUCCGAUGUGCUUAUUGUGCGAAAAGGUUUUCUCAAAUGAGGCCUUGAAACCCUCAUGUCUCCAGGAGCACCUUAUCAAGAUGCACCCGGAGAAAGCAGACAAGGUUCCCUUCUUCCAGGCCCUUAAAGAUAAGCAUGGUAGGAGGACCAUCAGCAGUCUCUUCUCUAGGAAGACCAGCCAGAGUGAUAGUGGGUUACUGGCAUCAUACAACAUCUCCCUGCUCAUAGUUAAAUGUGGACAGCCGUUCACAAUCAGAGAGAAGUUGGUGCUCCCUGCCAUCAAAGAGGUCAUCUCUACGGUGAUGGAGCGUGAUCCCACACAGGUGCUGAAAUCGCUCCCGCUCAGCAAUGACACUGUGGCACGCAGGAUUAAUGAAAUGGGCGCCGAUACAGAAGAGCAGCUGUGUGUCAUCCUGCGGGACUCUUAUUUCAGCAUUCAGUUGGAUGAGACAACCACCUCAGACAACAACGCCCUGCUGAUGGCCUAUGUCCGCUAUAGGGCCUCCAACAGUAAGGAGAUGGCUGAGGAUUUUUUGUUUUCUAAAUAUCUCGAAACCGACACCAAGGGCCAGACCAUUUUUAAUGCGCUUCAUGCGUAUCUGGAGGCGAAGUCAAUUCCCAUUAGUAACAUCCUGGCAUGCACCACUGAUGGUGUUCCCUCCAUGCUUGGCAGGUACCGUGGCUUCACCGCUCUGCUGAAGGAGCAGGUCCCGCACGUCCUCGCAGUCCACUGUGUCUUGCACCGCCACAACCUUGUGGCCAAAUCUAAAAGUCCAGCUCUUCGUGAUUCACUUAAUAUAGCAGUCAAGGCAAUAAACAAAAUAAAAGCCCAUGCCCUGAAUAGACUGUUCCGACAGCUGUGUCAGGAAAAUGAUGAGACAUUUGAGCGUCUUCUUCUCCACACUGAUAUCCGCUGGCUCUCAAAAGGAAACUGCCUUGCUCGUUUUUGUGAGCUGUUUGACAGCAUUGUGGAGUUCCUGAUGCAGGUUGAUGCAGAUCUCGGGGAAAAGGUAAUGUCCAGCCGCUGCGACAUCAUGUACCUUGCAGACUUUUUAAAAAGAAUGAACGAAGUCACACUAAAGCUGCACGGAAAUGGCAUAAACCUGGUCCAGUGCAAGGCAGUCAUCCACAGUCUCACCUCCAGGCUGGAUCUGUACAGGCAGAGCAUGGGCAGGAGGCAGUCUGCUCAUUUCCCACGGCUGACCAAGAUGAUACUUAAUUUCAGAAACAUCACUAAAUAG